Hemibagrus wyckioides is the source of this 1757-nucleotide messenger RNA. RefSeq names its product macrophage mannose receptor 1-like. Bases 164 to 1312 code for a protein of 382 amino acids. NCBI's taxonomy places the organism in Eukaryota, Metazoa, Chordata, Actinopteri, Siluriformes, Bagridae. The record is from RefSeq and is a predicted model, not a curated record. The transcript is spliced from 6 exons.
UUGACGAAAGAGGACAGGGAUAUAAUGUGAUCUCUGUCCAGUUCAGGUGCAGAAGGUGAGAAGAAGAAGAGCAGAAAGACGAGUGAACAAACUCACAACACACAACCUGGGAGCUUUUAUACUAUUCACUGCAGCAGUAAAGUCCAGGAGAAACAUUCCAGACAUGAGUCAUAAAUGGGGUUUUGUUAUCCUGUUCUUCUCAGUAGUAUGUGGGAUAGGAGCAUAUAUUCCUCAUCGCUAUCACUUUUUCAAUGAGAAUAAAACCUGGAGUGAAGCUCAGACUUACUGCAGAGAGAACUACACGGAUCUGGCAACCAUCAACAACAUGAGAGAGAUGAAGAAGCUGAAUCACACACUGAUGAAGGAAAAUGCAAAGAAAGCUUGGAUUGGUCUACAGAGAGAGGGACCUGGGAAAUGGCAGUGGUCUCUGGCAGACCAAACUUUCUACAGAGACGGAGACAAUUACACAAACUGGAGGAGUGGAGAACCUAAUAGCGUUGGGGACAAUCCAUACUGUGUUGAGAUGUACAAAGAUGACGGAAAGUGGAAUGAUGGAAACUGUUUGAACUCAAAAUUUUUUGUAUGUUAUGAAGAAAAGAACACAAUCACUAAUAAAUAUGUAGUGAUUAAUGAGACAAAGAGCUGGCAUGAUGCUCAGAUCUACUGCAGAGAGAAUCACACUGAUCUGAUCAGUGUGAGGAACCAAACUGAGAAUGAUGAGAUCUGGAAAGUGAUUAAUAGUUCUGUGGGUGGGGUUUGGAUCGGUCUGUUUAAUGACUCCUGGAAGUGGUCAGAUCAGAGUAACUCCUCAUUCAGAUACUGGAGCUCUAACAAAACCAGUGGAGGUUUGAACUGUUCUGCAGUGUCUGAGUCUGAGAAACGUUACUGGAGUGAUGUGGACUGCACAGAAAAACUCCCGUUCAUCUGCCAUGAGAAUAAGCUGAUCCUGGUUAAGGAGAAUCUGACCUGGAGAGAAGCUCUGAGAUACUGCAGGAACCAUCAUCAUGACCUGGUCUCAGUGCGCACUGAGGAGAUGCAGCUCUGGGUGAAGGAAGUGGCUCAAAACGCCUCCACUGAACACGUGUGGCUCGGCCUGCGUCACACCUGCGCUCUGGGCUUCUGGUACUGGGUGAAUGGAGAGAUGAUCUGCUACCAGGACUGGGCUCCGGGCAACGGGACAGGGUUUGAAGACUGCAGCCAUGAGGAGAGAACCGGAGCAGUGCAGUCUGGUGGAGAGCGGAAGUGGAUCAGCCUGCCUCAGAGCAAAAAACUCAACUUCAUCUGCUCUACCUAUGAAGAUUUGUUUUAUUAAACAUGAAGACUGAAGACCAACUGUGGUCCAACAUCUGUAUUCAUCAUCAGCUGAUCUACAGUACUGUCUCAUUUACACUCUUUUACAGAUUAUUAUUAUUAUUGUAUCCUCUUAAUGCUGAUGUUCCAUCAUAUUUUUUAAUUUUGUAUUCAAUAAACUCCACUGUCUCCAUACAGCAUGAUCUGUAGUAUGUUACCUAUAUUAUACUUUCUUUUCUUAUUAAUAGAGGGUUUAUGGGUAAUUAAGGAGGAAUAUAUUUACAUGUGAAAUGGACCACAGUGUGUUUGGUUUGCAUGUUUAAUUGUAUUUAAAGUUCUUUCUCAGAAUAGGGAACUGUACCAUACUCAGGUCAUUUAUACCCAUGCAGGAAGCAUAAUUACAUGUUGAUGAUUUCUAUACCUGGGAUUUCUGGGCACUUGCUUCUUUAAUAUGUAAGAACAUGGAC